AUGGAUGGAAAUGGUGGACAGUAUAACCCAAGAACAGUAGUAGAAGAAGUUUUUAGGGAUUUUAAAGGUAGAAGAGCCGGGAUGAUUAAAGCUAUCACUUCUGAUGUGGAAGCAUUUUUCAUGCAGUGCGAUCCUGUAGUUAAAUUCUGGGGUUAUUUUGAAUCAAGCAAUGGAGGAAGCACUAUUAUAGAUCCUUCUGUGUCGAGCACCGCCUUCGACGGAAUUGGCUCAUUGGGGAUUGAAGGGUUCCAGAGUUCUAAUUGCUUAGUUGGUAACUUCAGUUCAAACCAAGAUGUUCAGUCUCAGAUUACCACAGCAAGCAUGGUAGAUUCUCAAGCCUUCUCUCUCCAAGAACUUCAGGACAAUUCAGGAGGUACGUCAUCCAGCAAUAUAGAUCUCGAUGACACUGGCCUCUUACAGAAUGGCUCAUGGCAGCAAAUAUCCCCACCUCUAAGAACGUAUACAAAGGUCCAAAAGGUAGGAUCCGUUGGGAGAUCAAUUGAUGUUACAAGGUUUAAGAACUACGAUGAUCUCAGAUAUGCUAUAGCGUGCAUGUUUGGCCUCGAUGGUAUGCUUGAUGAUCCAAGAGGUUCAAGCUGGAAGCUUGUAUAUGUAGAUUACGAAAAUGAUGUGCUUCUUGUUGGUGAUGAUCCGUGGGAGGAGUUCGUUAGCUGUGUCCGUUGCAUCCGAAUUUUGUCUCCUUCAGAAGUUCAGCAAAUGAGCGGAGAUAAAAUGGAUCUAUCAAGUAAUACGGUAGUGUAA
This is a messenger RNA of Papaver somniferum (opium poppy), 762 nucleotides long. RefSeq names its product auxin response factor 5-like. The coding region runs from base 1 to 762 and encodes 253 amino acids. NCBI's taxonomy places the organism in Eukaryota, Viridiplantae, Streptophyta, Magnoliopsida, Ranunculales, Papaveraceae. Gene Ontology annotation, molecular function: DNA binding; histone binding. The record is from RefSeq and is a predicted model, not a curated record. The transcript is spliced from 5 exons. Gene Ontology annotation, biological process: response to hormone; regulation of DNA-templated transcription.